CUCAAUAAACCGGGCGCAUUAGCAUACUAGUAGAAAUUAUAUAGCCCGGCUGGUAAACACCUCGGAUACUUGGUGUCGUGCGUUGGAUAGCGUAAGCGCGGGAUUAGUUUUUGAAGAAAAUGUCCGAGUUGAAGUAUAUGUCAGGCUUCGGCUCAGAGUUCUCAUCGGAGGACCCCCGGCGGCCGGGCGCGCUGCCGGCGGGGCGGAACACCCCGCAGCGCUGCGCCUACGGCCUCUACGCGGAACAGCUAUCGGGCUCCGCCUUCACCGCGCCAAGGAACGACAACAGACGCACCUGGUUUUACAGGAUCCGACCAUCUGUAGUGCACAAACCCUUCAAGCGUUUGAAUGUUGCCAAACAUCUUACCCACAACUGGGACGAACAGGAACCUGACCCUAAUCAGUCGCGCUGGCUGCCCUUCGACUUGCCAACCACCCCAGUGGACUUCGUAUCGGGCCUGCACACAGUGUGCGGCGCGGGCGACCCGCGCGCGCGCAACGGACUCGCCAUACACGUCUACCUGUGCAACAAGUCAAUGGAGCGAAGCGCCUUCUAUAGCAGCGAUGGAGACCUCCUUAUAGUGCCCCAACAAGGCACGCUGCGGAUCACGACGGAGUUCGGCAUCAUGGAGGUCGCUCCCAACGAGAUCGCUGUAGUUCAGCUGGGCAUGAGGUUUGCUGUCGCCGUGGACGGACCAUCAAGGGGCUAUAUCCUGGAGGUGUUCGACGGACACUUCAAGCUGCCGGAUCUGGGCCCAAUCGGAGCCAACGGCCUGGCCAACCCGCGCGACUUCCUCACACCUGUCGCCAAAUAUCACGAUGAGGACAAUAUCGACUUCACGAUAAUCAGCAAAUACCAAGGCGCGUUGUUCGCGGCCCAGCAGCGCCACUCGCCGUUCGACGUGGUGGCGUGGCACGGCAACUACGUGCCCUACAAGUACAACCUCGCCAACUUCAUGGUCAUCAACUCCGUGUCGUUCGACCACUGCGACCCUUCAAUAUUCACGGUGCUGACGUGUCCGUCGACAAAGCCCGGGGUAGCCAUUGCCGACUUCGUCAUCUUCCCACCGCGAUGGUCCGUGCAGGAGGACACUUUCCGGCCACCAUAUUAUCAUAGAAACUGCAUGAGCGAGUUUAUGGGGCUGAUCCUGGGCGCUUACGAAGCCAAAGAAGGCGGGUUCCUGCCGGGCGGCGCCUCGCUUCACUCCACGAUGACGCCGCACGGGCCGGACGCCCAGUGCUUCAACGCCGCUUCGCGAGCAGAACUCACGCCGCAGAAGAUAGCUGUGGGGACUCAGGCCUUCAUGUUCGAGUCGUCACUAAGCAUGGCCAUAACCAAGUGGGGAGCAGAGACGUGUCAGAAACUAGACGCCAAGUAUUACGAGUGCUGGCAGGCACUCCCUAAACUCUUCUCGGAUAAGAUCAACAUCUAGAAUAAAGUUUCGCACAAUAAAUAGUUGAUAAUAAAAUGAGGUAGAUAACGGCAUGGUUAAGGAACUUAUUCGAUAGAAAAUAUUGUCAUUAUCACGCGUCUGCAGCCCGCUUCUCAUGAGAAUAUGACAAGUGCUACUUUAAUUAGCACUACGUGCCCAUGCCGAAAACUUCAAGGGCCAUAUGAGCUGUAACACGUGCGAACUGCGAAGGUAAUUCGCAACUUGUGUCGAAUAAUGUAUUAUAAUUCGUGUUAUUACACUAUCUUCGGUCCCGUUUUAAUUUAUCGGCACUCGUUGCGAAUUUCCUACUUUUCGCAGUUGUAUCGUAAUUGUAUUAAGUCAUGGACAUAACGUUAUUACGUGUACUACAAUGUAAUAAAAUAUUCACUACUUUUUUAUGAAACUAUAAAUGGAAACGCCAACUUUAUAUGUUCUUUCUAACACUUUGUAA
Messenger RNA from Cydia strobilella, 1884 nucleotides. It is a transcript of the gene hgo, whose product is annotated as homogentisate 1,2-dioxygenase. Gene Ontology annotation, molecular function: homogentisate 1,2-dioxygenase activity. The transcript has 10 exons. Gene Ontology annotation, biological process: L-phenylalanine catabolic process. Gene Ontology annotation, cellular component: cytoplasm. Lineage: Eukaryota; Metazoa; Arthropoda; Insecta; Lepidoptera; Tortricidae. Bases 120 to 1433 code for a protein of 437 amino acids. The record is from RefSeq and is a predicted model, not a curated record.